Molecule: messenger RNA, 2341 nt
Organism: Drosophila obscura
Lineage: Eukaryota; Metazoa; Arthropoda; Insecta; Diptera; Drosophilidae
Gene: aft
Product: cap-specific mRNA (nucleoside-2'-O-)-methyltransferase 2
Exons: 2
Coding region: 66-2174 (702 amino acids)
Biological process (GO): 7-methylguanosine mRNA capping
Cellular component (GO): cytoplasm; nucleus
Molecular function (GO): methyltransferase cap1 activity
Source: RefSeq, a predicted model, not a curated record
CUGGUAUUUUUAUUCUAUGGUAUUGGUAUUUCUCGAAACCAACAAAACAGCUGUUGCUGUACAAAAUGGGGCCGAAGCUGAACUUGAGAUCGGAGUUGGAACAAUUAUUUGAAAAAAAGUUCCAAUACCAGAAACCGAGGGGCGAUGGCGUCUGGGAGCUUCCUCGGGAGGAGCAGCCGUUGUUCAGCGAGUAUUAUCAAUGCGAAGCGUUGCAGAACCUGAAGGAGCAACUGAAUGCAGUCAAGAGCAAGCUCAACGAUUAUGGGGUGCAAGAGUGGAGCUCGCACACGAACCGCCGGGAUCCGUCGGGGGAGGUGCCGUGGCGCCUGAAGAACGAAACCAAGGCGGAGUUCGUGACCGUCGCUUGGUGCAAGCUGUUCGAGUGCCUGCAUCGCUAUCCGCUGGUAACCGAGCCGGUGGUAAACACGCUCCAUCUAUGCGAGGCUCCUGGGGCCUUCAUUGCGGCCCUGAAUCAUUACUUGCACAGCACAUACGGAAAGGAUGAGAUCAAAUGGCGCUGGCGCUCGACUACUUUGAAUCCUUACUACGAGGGCAACGCCUUGAACGAGAUGAUAACCGACGACCGGUUCAUAUUCCACACGCUGGACAAUUGGCUAUUCCACAAGGAUCUUACGGGAAAUCUCAUCAAUGUGAGCAACAUUGAACACAUGGUCAAACGCUGUGCAGAAGACUUCAAAGACAACGGCAGUGGAGGCGUCGAUAUGAUCACCGCCGAUGGCUCCAUUGACUGCGCUGCCCAGCCGGACUGCCAGGAAGAAAUUGUCGUUCGCCUGUUCUUCGCCGAGACCAUCUGUGCGCUGAGAAUACUCAAAUCGGGCGGAAAGUUCGUUGUCAAAAUGUUCACACUCUUCGAGGCCUGCAGUGUCUCACUUUUGUACAUGCUAAACUGCAUCUUCGAGCAGGUGCACAUCUACAAGCCGGCUACAUCGAAGCGCGGCAAUUCGGAGGUGUAUGUAAUCUGCCUGAACUACCAGAAGGAUACGCCCGGUCUGGCCCGUUUGCUGGAACAAAUGCAGGCUAAACUUGCCCAGCCAAACGAUACCAUGGUCAUGCCGCUGUUUGCCAAAUCCCAAAUUCCCAACGACUUCAUGAUGCAGCAUGAAAUCGCGUGCCGGCUGUACAUGAAGCUUCAGACGGACGCCAUCGAGAGCAGCAUCUACGCCUACGAAUCCAAGGAUCGUCUAUAUUUUCGGCACCUGCAUCACUUGCGCGGCCUUGUCUCCUCCAUGUACUACAAUCGCUACAAGGUGCAGCCCCUGGACGAUAAGCUGUGCAUCGUUGAUAAAGAGGUAACGAGCAAGGCCCUUGGAUUCUCAGUGCCCAUAUAUGGGGGCUCCUACACAGAGCGAGAGAAGCUUAAGGACGGCGAUCUGCUCAAGCAAAUAUAUUGCCUGCGCCGCGAGUUUAAUCAACUGGAGAAGUGCCCCAAUGGUCUAACUAGCUAUAGGUAUGCCAAGGACCGCAUGGCUCCCCUGGCCUUGUGUGUUUCCAGGGGAGCACCUGUUAAAAGCCUGCAGAGCAGCCUUUUUGCUUCGGAGCCCGUACUUUUGCUGCGUCUCCGCAUUCUCGACACUUUUGAUCUCGAUCCCGUUUGGCAAACUUCACCCAACUGCCAGCUGGAUAGUCAGACACUAAACUUCAUUCCCUGCUCUGAGGGGGAGACCUUCCACAGUGCACAGCGUCGGUUCUUUGUGGCGCUGUUGGAGAGUGUGUGCCGUCAGCGGCCACAGAAGAUUGUGUUCCAGAAGUUCUUGUUCCUCACCCACUAUGCGACUUCCGUGCUGCUGUUUCUUGUGGAAUCUGUCUACCAGGAGACCCACUUCGAGAGCAACCAAUUGCAAACGAUCACCCUGAGCAGCCCCAACGAUGCGAGCGUUGAUGAAGUUCUGGGCCUGCUGAAAAGUGACACUGAAGAAACGGAAGACACCGCCUGCUCGGCCAUACACAGUCUGGUGGACAUCAAGGAGCUGCAGAAGAACAAGUUCAGCAAUGCACUCAUCCAGCACAACAACAACGUGCUGCUGACCUGCUUUCGCCGAAUGCUGGGCGAGGAAUCGUUUCCGAUGCCCAUCGACAUUGCUGCCACUGAGCAGCCGGCGAUUGUGUCUGCCAUCAAAGAGACCCCGACGCCCAUCGAUGGCAUUGUGGUUUAAUGUAACGAACUUGUAUUUAUCUUUUGCAUAAAAUUACAGUGCUACAAUUAAAAAACUACCCUUCCUACGGAUCCUGAUCCUUACAAAUUGAAAUUGGGAGAAUUGCGAAACUUUCUACUGCAAAAAUCGAAGUUACAACAUUAAAAAGCUAAUUGAAAAUCACAAAA